Messenger RNA from Mangifera indica (mango), 1595 nucleotides. RefSeq lists its product as uncharacterized. Lineage: Eukaryota; Viridiplantae; Streptophyta; Magnoliopsida; Sapindales; Anacardiaceae. The transcript has 8 exons. The record is from RefSeq and is a predicted model, not a curated record. The coding region runs from base 773 to 1315 and encodes 180 amino acids.
UGAAUUGACAAUUUGACAUGCUCCACCCUUAUUCUCUCAACAGCAGGGCCACCUCUGGACAAUAAUUGGCCCAAUCCGAACAUGUCUCACAAAAAUUAUCUGUCUAACCAACUGAAUCUAUCUCAUCCAUUAGUGAAGCCUAAUCACCAUCCAACGCCCGCUCGGCCACACACUAAUCCACAAAAUCUAAACCUUGAGAUCAGUUGCCAAGUGCAAGCAGAACAAUAACAGAUGUUACCCAACUCCUAAUCUCUCCAAAAUCACCGUAACCUGCUCAAGCAGGUACUUAUAUAAAUAAAAUAAAAAAAAUAAAACCAAAAAACAGAGAGAAAGUGAGAGAGAGAGAGAGAGCCCUUUGGUUGAACCAGAGGGCCCAAACAAAAAAAGCAAACUUUUUGCAGGAAGGAGAGACAAGACGAUCCCAAAAAGGAAUCCCAUUUCAAUCGUGCCAUUUUUUGAUGACUGUUAUGAGCCUCCUUUCUGCAUAUAAAGUUUCGCUUAAAAAACCUGUGGUUUGGUGCUUGUAAAUGCAAUCCUGUAGAUACGCCCGGCCUUGGAUCUGUCCUCUUUUUGCAUGCAUGGGAUUGCUGCCUGCAUUUGGUUUCUAAGUAACUCUGCGGAUAAAAAGAGAAUACGAUUUUAAGUUUAGAUUCUCUGUUUGAAUGCAGAGGGGUGGUAGAAAAUUGAAUGGAAACGUAAAGUUUGGGAUAGUUUACUCUUAUUCAACUUUCUAUUGUUUGGUUGCACGGAAAAGGUAGCCAGAAAGGUUCAAAUGGAGAGAUGUUUUCUGAAGAAACCACGUUGUUCGUUUGUUCUGUUUUCUGGGGCAUAUAUCCACAUGCUUACACAUUGGUUGUUAAAAUCAUUUGGGAACAAAUUCAAUGCUCAUUUCAGUAGCAGGGGCUGUUUUGGUUGCUUCACUAGAAUUCAAGGCCGAACAGCGAAGAAACAUAGCAUAGACAAUUUCUGGAGCACCAGCUCUGGUGAGAUUGACAACAAUUCAGGUCUGUCCAGAACCAUGUCAUCAAUUAGUGCAUCAAACCAAUCCCUCAAUCCCAUCAAUGGUUCUUGUUGCACAAACAAUCCUUCUGAAUUUGUGAAUCAUGGUCUUCUUCUCUGGAACCAGACACGGCAGCAAUGGCUUGCAAAUAAAAGUUCUCAAAAUCGAAAGGAGGUUCUAGAACCCACAAUAAGUUGGAACGCUUCUUAUGAAAGUUUACUAGGAACGAGCAAGCCUUUUGCCCAGCCAGUCCCUCUUGCGGAAAUGGUGGAUUUUCUUGUUGAUGUUUGGGAACAGGAGGGUUUGUAUGACUGAGGAAGCAUAAUAUCUCUUUGUUUAUUGUGUUCUCUCACUUUUUGCUUGUAAGUUACAAGCCUUUGGUACUAAGUGAGGCUUGAUUUGUUUCAUUGGUCAUUGUUUCAUCUGCUUUUUUCACAGUUAAUCAACCUUUUCCUCAUUUCACUUAACUGGGGUUGGCCUCAGGAGAUGUAAUUUCCUAGUUUCUUAAUGGGUUCUGCCCACAAAGUCAGGCCAGAAUCCAUUAACUUGAUGUUUACAGGCCAUUUAAAAAAACAGAAAAUUUUUCUUCUCGGUA